UUAUGGUCUGUCCCUGGGCCUCUCCCUGUCUCUCCUCCUCCUCUGCUGUGUCUCUGUGCUGCAUCGCUCUGCCUCAUGGCUGCCCGCUGAUGGUGAUGAUGAUGCUGCUGCUGAUGUCAUCACCGCCUCCCAGCAUCCCUGGCACAGCAGCACCGCCAUUUUCCCUGCUUUCAGACCGACUGACGGACAGACUGACGGCGGGCCGCUGGAGCAUCCCGCACCCAUCCUCCUGUUUAUCCAUCCGGCGCUCGCUCCUCCCUCCUCCUCCUGUCUCUCACUACAGUCUGUGAUUGACGCACCGCUGCGUUCAACACUUCAACCCACCCAGCGCUGCUGCCGCCGCUGCUGCUGAAGCUGAGGCUGACUCUUUCCCCGGCGGAUUCUCCAUGUAUGGAUGCGCCAAGGAAAGGGAUGCUGUAGGCUGACCAAAGACAGAGAGAAAGACGAAACAUACAGGCUGCUGAGGAGAUUCAAGAAGGAGGCAGCGGAGGAUCCGUGCGCUGUUUUGAAUGGGCAGAGGAUUCACCCUCUGCGGUCGUCGAGUCUGAGUUGCUGAGGUGCCAGGUGUGUGUGUCUGUGUAGCCGCACAGAUCUUCAGCUCUCCUGCUCACUCACACACCCUCCUGCAACAUGGCGGCGGCUUCAGUGAAGGUGGCGGUGAGGGUGCGACCCUUCAACUCCAGAGAAAUGGCGAAGGAAAGCAAGUGCAUCAUUCAGAUGUCAGGAAACACCACAACAAUCCUGAACCCCAAACAGCCGAAAGAAAACAAGAGUUUCAACUUUGACUUUUCUUACUGGUCACACACCACGCCUGAGGACAUCAACUAUGCGUCCCAGAUGCAGGUGUACAAGGACAUCGGGGAGGAAAUGCUGCUUCAUGCCUUUGAAGGCUACAAUGUGUGCAUAUUUGCAUAUGGUCAGACAGGAGCAGGCAAAAGCUACACUAUGAUGGGACGACAGGAGAAGGACCAGCAAGGAAUUAUACCUCUGCUGUGUGAGGACCUCUUCACCAAAAUCAAUGACAGCAAUAAUGAAAACAGCAUGUCUUACUCUGUGGAGGUGAGUUACAUGGAGAUCUACUGUGAGCGUGUGCGUGACCUGCUGAAUCCCAAGAACAAAGGAAACCUGCGCGUCAGAGAGCACCCACUGAUGGGACCCUAUGUCGAAGAUCUUUCCAAACUGGCCGUCACCUCAUACAACGACAUCCAGGACCUGAUGGACUCUGGAAACAAAGCCAGGACUGUGGCUGCUACCAACAUGAACGAGACCAGCAGUCGCUCCCACGCCGUCUUCAACAUCAUCUUCACACAGAAAAAACACGACAUGGACACGGAAAACACAUCAGAAAAGGUCAGUAAAAUCAGCUUGGUGGACUUGGCUGGCAGCGAGAGAGCCGACUCGACUGGAGCUAAAGGAACCAGACUGAAGGAAGGAGCAAACAUCAACAAAUCUCUGACUACACUGGGGAAAGUUAUUUCUGCUCUGGCCGAACUGGACUCAGUACCAAACAAGAACAAGAAAAAGAAGAAGGUGGAGAGUUUUAUUCCCUACAGAGAUUCAGUUCUGACGUGGCUGCUGAGGGAGAACUUGGGAGGAAACUCUCGCACAGCCAUGGUGGCUGCCCUCAGCCCUGCUGAUAUUAACUAUGACGAGACCCUCAGUACCCUCCGGUACGCUGAUCGUGCCAAACAGAUCCGCUGUAACGCCGUGAUCAACGAGGAUCCCAACAACCGUCUGGUGCGUGAGCUGAAAGAGGAGGUGGCUCGCCUCAAAGACCUGCUGUAUGCACAGGGUCUGGGAGACAUCAUCGAGACGUAUCGCUGCACCGGCCCUGCCAUCGCUGGUUUGAAAUACCUGUGCGAUUACAAGAACUUUGUGAAUAAUCGCCAGGCUGUCAAUCAAAGGGGUGAUCUCUCCGCAGUGUCCAAUGCCAUGACAGGAAUGAGUCCCUCCCCCUCGCUCUCGGCCCUUUCCAGUCGUGCCGGGUCCAUCAGCAACCUCCAUGACCGCAUCUUCAGCCCAGCCAGUGAAGAGGCCAUCGAGAGGCUCAAGGAAACUGAGAAAAUCAUCGCAGAGCUCAAUGAGACCUGGGAGGAGAAGCUGCGACGUACUGAGGCCAUCCGUAUGGAGAGAGAGGCCCUGCUGGCUGAGAUGGGUGUUGCCAUGAGAGAAGAUGGAGGCACUGUGGGCGUGUUCUCCCCGAAAAAGACGCCUCAUCUGGUGAACCUGAACGAAGACCCGCUGAUGUCAGAGUGUCUGCUGUAUUACAUCAAAGACGGCAUCACCAAGGUUGGCCGUGAAAACGCCAAGACACGCCAAGACAUUGUUCUAAGCGGCCAUUUUAUCAAAGAUGAACACUGCACAUUCAGCAGCACCACGGGCCCUCAGGGAGAAGGAUGUGUCAUCCUGGAGCCAUGUGAGGGGUCGGAGACGUACGUCAACGGGAAGAAAGUGAGCUCUCCCAUUGUUCUGCGGUCAGGAAACCGCAUCAUCAUGGGAAAGAGCCACGUGUUCCGCUUCAAUGACCCGGAGCAGGCUCGUCUGGAGCGAGAGAGGACGCCGUGCGCUGAGACGCCGGUGGAGCCCGUCGACUGGGCCUUCGCUCAGAGAGAGCUGCUGGAGAAACAAGGCAUCGACAUGAAGCAGGAGAUGGAGCAGAGGCUUCAGGAGCUCGAGGAUCAGUAUCGCAAAGAAAGAGAAGAAGCCAGUAACCUGCUGGAACAGCAGAGGCUGGACUAUGAGAGUAAACUGGAGGCUCUGCAGAGACAAGUGGACUCUCGGUACCUGGAGUCUCCUGAGGAAGAGGAGGAGCCAGAGGAGGAAGUGCCGUGGACGCCACGAGAGACCGAAUUGGCUCUCUGGGCAUUCAGGAAGUGGCGUUUCUACCAGUUCACCUCUCUCAGAGAUCUGCUUUGGGGCAACGCCAUCUUCCUCAAAGAGGCCAAUGCUAUCAGUGUGGAGCUGAAGAAAAAGGUGCAGUUCCAGUUCGUCCUGUUGACAGACACUCUCUACUCUCCCCUGCCCCCUGACCUGCUGCCCCCCAGUGUGGCCAAAGAGAGGGAGAGACGACCUUUCCCUCGAACCAUCGUCGCCGUUGAAGUACAAGAUCAAAAGAAUGGAGCCACACAUUACUGGACUCUGGAGAAACUCAGGCAGAGGCUGGACCUGAUGAGGGAAAUGUACGACCGUGCUGCAGAGCUCCCCAGCAGUGCUGUGGAGGACUGUGACCACGCUCUGACUGGAGGAGACCCCUUCUAUGACCGCUUCCCCUGGUUCCGUCUGGUCGGCAGGGCUUUUGUGUACCUGAGUAACCUGCUGUACCCGGUGCCACUGGUACAUCGAGUGGCCAUCGUCAGUGAGAAAGGAGAGGUGAAAGGCUUCCUCAGAGUGGCUGUGCAGGCCAUCUCAGCUGAUGAGGAGGCCCCUGAUUACGGCUCUGGUGUGAGGCAGUCAGGCACUGCCAAGAUCUCCUUUGAAGACAAACAGUUUGAGAAGUUCCAGACUGAGUCGUGUCCUGGUGGUCUCUCCCACUCCAACACCUCCCAGGAGGAGCUACGAAUCGUGGAGGGAGAAGGACAGACUGUAGAGAUAGGAAUCUCUGCCGAUGAAGUCAACAACAACACCUGUCCAGCCAUUUUGGAUCCUCCCCGCAGCCCAGUGAAGAGCUCAGGUCUGGGUCUGGAUCUUCCUCUGGAACUUUCGCCAGAGAAAGCUCUCUCCCACCUGAAGAUCGGCAGCACCUUCACCUUCAGAGUCACCGUAUUACAGGCGUCCAGCAUCUCAGCCGAGUACGCCGACAUCUUCUGCCAGUUCAACUUCAUCCACCGCCACGAUGAAGCUUUCUCCACAGAGCCGCUGAAGAACACAGGCAGAGGACCUCCGCUGGGCUUCUACCAUGUCCAAAAUAUCACAGUGGAGGUGACAAAGUCCUUCGUGGAGUACAUCAAGACUCAGCCCAUCGUCUUCGAGGUGUUUGGCCACUAUCAGAAACAGCCCUUCCCUCCGCUCUGCAAAGACCUGAUCAGUCCUCUGAGGCCUUCCAGGAGGCAGUUCCCCAGGGUGAUGCCCUUGUCCAAACCAGUGCCGGCCACAAAGCUCAGCACUCUGACCCGCUCCACCGCAGGACCUUGUCAUGCCAAAUACGACCUCAUGGUCUUCUUUGAGAUCUGUGAGCUGGAAGCUAACGGAGACUACAUCCCAGCUGUUGUUGACCACAGAGGUGGGAUGCCCUGCCACGGCACGUUCCUCUUACACCAGGGCAUCCAGAGGAGGAUCACAGUUACCAUCGCUCAUGAAACAGGAAAUGAUAUUGAGUGGAAAGAGGUGAAGGAGCUGGUUAUUGGUCGCAUCCGAAACACACCAGAGGCUGAUGAGACCAUCAUUGACCCUAACAUCCUUUCCCUCAACAUCCUGUCUUCUGGAUAUUUCUGGCCAAAACACAAUGACAACGUCUCCUUGGGAGUUGAUCAUAGAACUUUCUACCGAUUUGAGGCAGCGUGGGACAGCUCCAUGCACAACUCUCUGCUGCUGAACAGAGUCACUCCCUACGGGGAGAAGAUCUACAUCACCCUCUCUGCUUAUCUAGAGAUGGAGAACUGCACUCAGCCGACAGUGAUCACCAAAGAUUUCUGCAUGGUGUUUUAUUCCCGAGACGCGAAGCUGCCGGCCUCUCGCUCCAUCAGAAACCUCUUCAGCACCGGCUGCCUCCGGCCCUCUGAGAGUAAUCGUGUCACUGGAGUCUAUGAAGUCACCCUCUGCCAUGUGGCGGACAACGGAAGUCCAGGCAUGCAGCGUCGUCGCAGGCGUGUGCUGGACACCUCGGUGGCGUAUGUCCGAGGAGAGGAGAACCUGGCCGGAUGGAGGCCUCGCAGCGACAGCCUCAUCCUGGAUCACCAGUGGGAGCUGGAGAAACUCAGUUUACUGCAGGAGGUGGAGAAGACCAGGCACUACCUGCUCUUGAGGGAGAAGCUGGAGGCGACUCUGCAGGCAGGACAGGAUGCGCUCUACAAGAGCAGCGACAUCAGCGAUUUUGCAAAGAGUCCUGUCCUCAGCCACAGUCCUGGCAGCAGCCCUGCCCCCGACAGCCCCAACCAGAGGCAGAGGGAGCUGGCUGCUAAGUGUCUGCGUCUGCUGAUGCACACCUUCAACCGGGAGUACAGCCAGGUGAGCAGCAGUGCCAGUGAGAGCAAGCUUUCUGAGAUGUCUGCAUCGCUGAUGAGAGACACCUCCUCGUCUGGACUGAGCACGCUCACUCCGUCGUCUACCUGCCCCUCACUGGUGGAGGGAAAUUAUGACAUUAGACACACUGAACCCAGUUCAGGAGCUUCUACACCAGAUCUGGACCCGUACAGCCCAGUGGACAGAAAGAAAGCUCUCAAAGGAUGCACCUUUGUUCCCGACAUACAGGAGAUCAGAGUCAGCCCCAUUGUGUCAAAGAAGGGCUACCUGCACUUCCUGGAGCCCCACACAAGCGGCUGGGUGAAGCGUUACGUGGUGGUGCGCAGGCCCUACGUCUACCUGUACCGCAGCGAGAGGGACAACGUGGAGCGAGCUGUCAUCAACCUGUCGUCUGCGAAGGUGGAGUACAGUGAAGACAAACAGACCUUACUGCGGACUCCCAACACGUUUGCUGUGUGCACUGAGCAUCGUGGGAUACUGCUGCAGGCCACCAAUGACAAAGAGAUGCACGACUGGCUGUACGCUUUUAACCCUCUGUUAGCCGGCACCAUCAGGUCAAAGCUCUCCAGGAGAAAGUCGGUCCAGUCAGCCCCGCCGGUCGCAUCUGCUCAGAGGAUGUGAGAGGUGAACCGGCCUGAACUGGCCUGGUGGAAAACAAACAAAACAAUACAAUCUAAAAGUUCCACUCACCAUCCUGCUCUAAUGAACAUAGACCAUAUAAACAAACUUAUACAUAGAACCACUUAAAUAACCUUCUAUAUGAUGACUGUCCCAAACGUCACAAUCGCUCAUCCCGAAAACCAACAAAACCAUCCUUUCCCUCUUUUUGCAGACACCACCUUCAAACCCUGCAUGGUGUGCCCCCUCCUGACCUUUAGAAGAAAACAUAAGACAAACUAACCUCCCAAACCCGUUGAUUAACUUACCUCUGCUGGGCAUUGGGACUAGUUUUGAUUAGCUUUCAUGUAGAAAUCUGUCAUCUGUGAGGCUCCCUGUAUAGAGUUAGUAUGUGGUCAGUCCCUCCCUCAUUCAUGAUACCUGAAAAUAAGUCCCAGUUUUAAAUCAGCCAUUCAUGUAUUUCUAAUUAACGGCAUCAGGUGAGGGGGAAAUUGCAAACAUCAAAGCGGAUGUUUCUCUUUGCAGAAGUGUGUCAAGUGCAGGGAUGAUUGCUCCACAUACAUCCAUCACAUACUGUACAUUACCUCAGUUCAGAUUGGCUUGGUGCUCUACAGCAUAGAGUAUUGGUUUCACUGCAGAGGUUUCAGAUAAGUCAUUUUAACAUUGAAGUAGCAUGAGGGAUUUGUUCGGACUAAAGGGUACGUUGUUGUUACUGUGUCGUUUGUUUGUUUUUUCCUUCCCAUAAAACUGAGUUCGUUGGCUAGAUUAAGGCAAAAUAAUCCAUUAUCAGGAGAGAUAACUCAUAUCCUUGCCUUGUUCUUAUUAUGUGCUUCUUUUUUUUUUAAUUAAUAAUCCCUUGUGUGUAGAACCAUGAAGGAUACUGUUAUUUAUCGUUGCUUUAUUUAUUUGUGACAGGACCACUGACCAGUUUUGAUGCAUGGCACUUUAUUGUCUUUCUUGAGUUAAUGUGUUGUAUCAUUUACUCAGUUGUUUUAACCAAAGCAUUAACUGUUUCAAAUCAUUAUUGUCCACUGUGCUGCUGUUUUAGCAGACGUUUAGGAUGUUGAAGAAAUAGUUUGACAUUUUGGGAAAUGCACUUAUUUGCUGUCUUGCCAAGAGUAAGAUGAAAACAUGACACCACUCUGUAUGGUAAAUAUGAAGUGAGAGCUAGCAGCCGGUUAGCUUAGCUUAGCAUGAAGACUGGAAGCAGAGGUAAACAGCUAGCCUGUCCAAAAAUAGUCUGACUCACAGGAUAUAGACCGUGGGUAAAAGCCUGCCAUUGGUCACCUAUCUCAGACCGUAACGUUCCUGCGCGUCUUUAUGCUAAGCUAACCGUCUUUUUGAUGCAAACCAGAAUCCUCCAUCCUCAUGAGGAUGCAAACGUCACACUGAUAUGUUGUAUCAACUUUCCCUCGCUCAGGGAACAUGGUUAUUUGCAUAACCUCUGAGAAUAUUUCCCAAAUCGUUGAACUUUUUCUUUAAACUAAUCGAUUUUACCUAAAUUAACCUAAGAUGUUUUACACAACAAACACACCUGGAGGACAACUGUUCUGCACGUGGCUAGUUUAACUAUAAAUGAGCACUUAUUCUGUCUGUUAUGGGCCAGCAGAGUUGCUACAGUAAAUAAGUUUACUAUUUGAAUCUCCUCUUGUAGCUUAAUGGAAAGUUGUAAUUGACCAUGGACCUGUAAUCUGUUGACGGCAGUUCCUUUGAGUGGGCAAGAGCGUUGUCCAUGCACCAGAUAGUGCCUCCCUUUCUUCACGUCUUUUUUCUUCUCUCCCUCCUUCAUCGUUGUCUGUGACAUCGACACUAAACUUAGUUACACGUGUCCAAAAUUAAGCUUUUAUGUAGAGUAAAAGUAGAUGCUGUGAAUCUUUUUUUUUUUUAACACUGAUAAUCUAUGUCAAUGUUUUGGAGAGUGAAUAUUAUCAAUGAUGCUCUAUAGUAUGUUGGUAUAGCCUGUAACAGUACAGCGUAUAUUUCAUUCUCACUGACUGUAAAUGUUUAAAAGCAAUCCCCCUCUUAGCUUUUGUACUGUAGCUGCUACUAGAUAUUUGACAGCUUGAUGCUUGUGUCACACACCGGUACAGUAUGAUUAGCUUAGUGUUCUUAUGACUUUUAUGUCCAGGGAUGAUUUCAAGUUGCUUUAACCAGCUCUUUGUUACUUUGCAUUAAACCAAGAUGACCCCAAAUGUUGGUUUAAGAUCAAUUAUUAUCAGUGAAAGGAAAUAAGUAUCUAAAAAAAGACAAGGAAGAAUGUUUAAGGUAGACUUUAUUUAGAAUUUUUAUUGUAUUAUUUGCAUUUAAAUUGAUAAAUCUCUAUCAAAGACGUGGUCAGCCAACCAUUUUGUCUUUACCAUUUUCCACCUGUUUCUUUUUGUUUAACUGGACUUAUAAUCAGAAAUUAUUUAGGACUCUGUACGCCACAGGCCAGCCAACCUGUUGAGCAAUGCAGCCUAAUACUUUCUGCUUUGUAUUUUGUGUGGUAGCAACAAUUUAAAUGUGAUUACAUCAUAUAUUUCUGGGUCAUCUUGGUAUAAUUGACUUUGUUUUUUUAAAAAUGCUUAUAGAUAUUUAUACUGUAUGUUGUCUGCUGGAACAGAAGACAAAUGGAAAGUUUUAUUUAUGAAGUUCAGAAGAAUGGAUUAUGUUCUGAAAGUAUAUUGCACUCACGCACAAGGCAUCUUUAUUUAAUAUGAUUUCGUAUGAUGAUUUUUAAAGAAUGUAUGGAAAAUACUGGUUUGUGUUUGAACAAAAAAAUAUCACGACCCUGUCCUGAAGGGAGAAGAUUAGAUUCUGAAACUGUGCCAUUUAUUUUGCUUCAGCAAUCAAACCACCAACGACAAUGCUGCACCAAAUUGCAUUGAUUUUUUUGUUUGUUUACAACUGGCAGAUGACUUGCAAUGCUUCCAGCCCUAAUAGCUCAAGGGUAUCAUGUUUAAAAAACACUUUGUGAGACAGUCUUAGUGCACUGGCCAGUAAUUGUUGAAAGGUAAAUGAGUUGAUUAAUUUAUAUUUGGCUGCUUUUUAACUGUCAUAGCUCUGGAUCGAAGCAUGCAGGUCCACUUAUCUUCUGCCGUCCCUCUCUCCUGCCUUACCGCUUGCUAAUGACAGCAGCCCCCCCCCCCCCCCCCCCCCCCCCCCCCCG
This is a messenger RNA of Epinephelus moara (kelp grouper), 8944 nucleotides long. It is a transcript of the gene kif1ab, whose product is annotated as kinesin family member 1Ab. Lineage: Eukaryota; Metazoa; Chordata; Actinopteri; Perciformes; Serranidae. The transcript has 49 exons. Gene Ontology annotation, biological process: microtubule-based movement; cytoskeleton-dependent intracellular transport; vesicle-mediated transport. Bases 631 to 5799 code for a protein of 1722 amino acids. Gene Ontology annotation, molecular function: ATP binding; microtubule binding; ATP hydrolysis activity. Gene Ontology annotation, cellular component: kinesin complex; microtubule; dendrite. The record is from RefSeq and is a predicted model, not a curated record.